CUAAAGGAUGACAGACUCAAACACUCAGCCCAACUUCUGCAGGACUCAUACACAGGAGAAACUUUCCCAGCAGUCGGGAUCAAUCAAACGGAGGACAGACUGGAAAACUAGGAAUUAUCUGUGGCACUGUCACUUCUGAGAGCCACACAGCGACGUCACCAGAGGACACAUUAGGGAAAACAGACCCCCAGGAUACCCAGGGCUCAUCAGACUGACAGGGCACCCUCAGCUCACUUACUCAUAACUACCGGAGGAAACCCUGAAUUUACUACCUCUGGGGGCCCACAGGUAGACACUGUGGAAUAUUCACAGGACUUAAACCUGGGCUCAGCACCACAGGAAAACAACUGGGACCAGAUCCUUAGGAAACCCACUGGAGGACCCACUGGGAUCGUCUGUUCAGGAAACCCACGAGAGGAAAUCUAGGUUUUACAUAGCAAACCCACGAGAGGAAAUCUAGGUCUUACAUAGCAAAACCAGGAAAGGACUUAUACGACUGGCCUUCUGCGCACAUCCACGGGAUCAUUACUAGGACUCACCUUAUUAUCUGUUAAAAAAUAAAGUCCACGGACUGUAGAUACAUUUGAGAAGACCCACACGGUACACUAAGCUCAGCAACACAGGCCCACGGAAGGGAUUACCUAAAUAGCAGAUCCACGGGAGGACAAACUGUACAACUAAGCAGCCGCUCAUGAAGACAGUCGGCUCUCAAAUACUCGGUUGACCCACAGGACAUAAUCCUGGGCUCAUUUUUUGAGCAGACCCACAACAGACCACCCUGGACUUACCUCUUGAGGAAACCCACAGGAGGACCCCCUGGGAUCAUUACCUCAGCAGACCAACAGGAGGACACCCUGGACUUACAUUCUUACCAGACCCAUGUAGGGCGCAAUCAGGACCCUGCCUUGCUCUGGGGAUCGGGUUGGGGUGGUGACUCUGGUUUCUGGUUUGAGAAGGGUUACAGUGCUAGCUUGGGGCAUACAAUGAGUGACAGGAGGAGAUCCGCAGUCACACUCAGCUCCAGAGCUCAUGCCUUCUCUGUAGAGGCUCUAAUCGGGACAAAUAAAAAGAGGAAACUUCGAGACUGGGAGGAAAAGGGUUUGGAUUUGUCUAUGGAGAGUUUGAGUCCUCAUGGGGAGUUGGAUGAAGGAGAGGACGCGGCCCCAUGCCUGGACCUCAACCCUGAUUCAGAACACAGCACAAGCUCGGACACUGAGGUUCUGGGAGAAAGAACCUCCUGUUCCUAUGAGACCUGCCCAGACCUGGCGCCGUCAAGAGUCCCUGAUCCCCAACCUCUGUCCUUGGCUUCCAUGGAAGAGAUCCAAGUGGAGCUACAAUGUGCCGACCUCUGGAAGAGAUUCCAUGACAUUGGGACUGAGAUGAUUAUCACCAAGGCAGGCAGGAGGAUGUUUCCUGCGAUGAGAGUAAAGAUCUCAGGACUGGAUCCCCAUCAGCAGUAUUAUAUAGCAAUGGACAUUGUGCCUGUUGAUAACAAGAGAUACAGGUACGUCUACCACAGCUCCAAGUGGAUGGUGGCUGGUAACGCUGAUUCCCCUGUGCCCCCUCGCGUGUACAUCCACCCAGAUUCACUUGCUUCUGGAGACACCUGGAUGAGGCAGGUGGUCAGCUUUGACAAACUGAAACUCACCAACAAUGAGCUGGACGACCAGGGUCAUAUUAUCCUACACUCUAUGCACAAGUAUCAGCCUCGUGUACAUGUUAUACGCAAGGACUUCAGCAGUGAGUUGUCACCCACCAAACCCAUUCCAGCAGGGGACGGGGUGAAGACUUUCAACUUCCCAGAAACAGUGUUCACAACAGUAACAGCCUAUCAGAACCAGCAGAUAACAAGGCUAAAAAUUGACAGGAACCCCUUUGCUAAAGGAUUCCGGGACUCUGGGAGGAACAGGACAGGUCUUGAGGCCAUCAUGGAAACGUAUGCAUUUUGGAGACCACCAGUCCGCACACUAACCUUUGAAGAUUUUACAACCAUGCAGAAGCAACAAGGUGGCAGCACAGGGACAUCACCAACCACAUCAAGCACUGGGACCCCAUCUCCUUCAGCUUCCUCCCACCUCCUCUCCCCAUCAUGCUCCCCUCCCACCUUUCAUCUUGCUCCAAACUCUUUCAAUGUUGGUUGUCGAGAGAAUCAGCUGUGCAACCUUAAUCUUUCAGAGUACCCUGCAUGUGCCCGGAGCAACAUGGCUGCACUUCAGAGCUAUCCAGGCCUGAGCGAUAAUGGAUACAACAGGCUUCAAACCAGCAACUCCUCUGGUACUCAAACUUCUGAGACCUACAUGCCCCAGAGGACUUCAUCAUUGAUCUCUGGGAUGCCCACUCCCUCCUCAUUGCCCAGCAGUAGCAAGAUGGAUGCAUACAGUGGCCAGCUUGGUUCUUACCCAACAUCUCAGUUUCAGUAUAUGAUGCAGGCAGGGAAUCCCUCAUCUAGCUCAUCCUCUCCACACAUGUUUGGCAGUGGCCACAUGCAGCAGAGCUCCUACAAUGCAUUUUCCCUUCACAACCCCUAUAAUCUCUAUGGAUACAACUUCCCAGCGUCUCCACGCUUGGCAGCAAGUCCAGAAAAACUGACUGCAUCCCAAAGCACUUUAUUGUGCUCCUCUCCAUCCAAUGUAGCUUUUGGGGAGAGGCAGUACCUCUCUUCUGGCAUGGAUGCCAUGCACAUGAUUGGCAGUCCAUCAGCAAAUCAGCAAGCACCAAACACCUGUGACAGCAGACAAUAUGGAGCUUCAUCCUCACAAAUGUCUGUGCACAUGGUUUAGGUGUGGCCAGGAUGUUUACAGUUGGAUCUCAAGUGACUUCAAGGACAGCAUAAGCAUGAAAGCUCUUGAUAAGAAAACUUAAUAUAAAGAAUUAGCUCCCAGGAUUAUCAGCAGAGAAAGGUAAAACACAGGUAGCAUACCCACAAACUAAACAAAUUACAGAUUAUAACUGUGUGCUCAACAGAUCAACCACUUUGAAGACCAGGCAUCAGUCUUUUUUUCAGCCAAAGAUUUUUUUAAGAGAAAUGCAGUACUUUAAGACAGCAAUUGACACUCUUGACUGCUUGAAUGACAUACACCUUAUCCAUGGUGCUUUGUGAAACUCUCUUGGCUAUAACUAUGGACAUCAAAAUAUACCAGGUUAAUAAAACAGGUUUCCUGCACAUGAAAGAUAAAAAGUCAAUGCAGCAGUUGUGUAUUGUAGGAUACUUUGCACCAACUGGAAAGGAAAUUCCACCAGCAGGGAAAGUGUGAAAUAAUUGUCUAAUGGUGUAUGACUCUGCCUGCUGGAGCAUAAUGAGUGAGGCUUAGAGGAACCCAUUUAAUAAUAUUAUCUGUAAGUUACAGAUCUGUCCAACUGUUGUUGCCUAAUGUGGCCCAGGACAUUAACAAGAAGUUCAUGGUACAGGACUUGGUGUUUUGUCUUGGCUUCCUUUGAGCAGAUGACUCACAAAAGAUGGCUUUAAGUGGAAUUAAACUAGCGAUUCUAUGUGCCACAAGGGCUGUUGAGGAAUCUGCUUCUGAGAAUCGGUAGUUAAUAGAGGGUUUAUAAAAUUGCCUUAUAAACUGUUUAGGUGAAUUGAUCUGGAACAUUUCUAGAAAAUAUUUGGGUAUUGAUCAUUAAACCCGAAGUCUGUACAAGAUGCUAAACAAUAACUUGCCAGGUCAGAGUUACAACAAAAUGAUCCUAGCUGACACAACAAGUAAAGGCAGUUGGCCAGGCGUAUUCACCAAAAAAAAGUUAUGUUUACUUAUAACUCUAAUAAAAUUAUUCAUAGAAAGACUGAAUUAGCAGAACAUCACAACAAUAAAGGAGUUAUGUAAAUAAGAGUAUUGUCAGGUGGUAAAAUAUUGUUAAUCUUAUAAAGGCAGGGACACAUCUAAUACUCACAUUUCAUUUAUUUCUCUUCCCUAUCCCUUAAUUAUCACAGCAUUCUCUCCACCCCACCCCCCACACCGUUAACGACACAGAAGGAACUCUCAGCUCCUCUAUUGUUAUUUAUGCUAUUUUCUCUUUAUUUGUUCAACAAAUACUCCGUACACAAGGUUACCAGAUGACCAGGAAAAAUAUAUAAAAUAUAUAAAAAAAUGGUACAAUUAACUUUCUGUAUCUGGUCUAAAGCCUUGUGUGGGCAUUUGUCUGACAUGGACUACAAGGCUGUGGGUCUCAUGUGAGUGUGUGGCUAACAGGAGCUACAAGGCUGGGGGUCUGAUGUGGGGGUAUGGCUAUCAGGAGCUACAAGGCUGUGGGUCUCAUGUGAGUGUGUGGCUAACAGGAGCUACAAGGCUGUGGGUCACAUGUGAGUGUGUGGCUAUCAGGAGCUACAAGGCUGUGGGUCUCAUGUGAGUGUGUGGCUAACAGGAGCUACAAGGCUGUGGGUCUGAUGUGGGGGUAUGGCUAACAGGAGCUACAAGGCUGUGGGUCUGAUGUGAGUGUAUGGCUAUCAGGAGCUACAAGGCUGUGGGUCUGAUGUGAGUGUAUGGCUAACAGGAGCUACAAGGCUGUGGGUCUGAUGUGACUGUAUGGCUAACAGGAGCUACAAGGCUGUGGGUCUGAUGUGCGUGUAUGGCUAACAGGAGCUACAAGGCUGUGGGUCUGAUGUGGGGGUAUGGCUAACAGGAGCUACAAGGUUGUGGGUCUGAUGUGCGUGUAUGGCUAACAGGAGCUACAAGGCUGUGGGUCUGAUGUGGGGGUAUGGCUAACAGGAGCUACAAGGCUGUGGGUCUGAUGUGAGUGUGUGGCUAACAGGAGCUACAAGGCUGUGGGACUGAUGUGAGUGUAGGGCUAACAGGAGCUACAAGGCUGUGGGUCUGUUGUGAGUGUAUGGCUAACAGGAGCUACAAGGCUGUGGGUCUGAUGUGAGUGUAUGGCUAACAGAAGCUACAAGGCUGUGGGUCUGAUGUGAGUGUAUGGCUAACAGGAGCUACAAGGCUGUGGGUCUGUUGUGAGUGUAGGGCUAACAGGAGCUACAAGACUGUGGGUCUGAUGUGAAUGUGUGGCUAACAGGAGCUACAAGGCUGUGGGUCUGUUGUGAGUGUAUGGCUAACAGGAGCUACAAGGCUGUGGGACUGAUGUGAGUGUAGGGCUAACAGGAGCUACAAGGCUGUGGGUCUGUUGUGAGUGUAUGGCUAACAGGAGCUACAAGGCUGUGGGUCUGAUGUGAGUGUAUGGCUAACAGGAGCUACAAGGCUGUGGGUCUGUUGUGAGUGUAGGGCUAACAGGAGCUACAAGGCUGUGGGUCUGAUGUGAAUGUAUGGCUAACAGGAGCUACAAGGCUGUGGGGCUGAUGUGGGGGUAUGGCUAACAGGAGCUACAAGGCUGUGGGGCUGAUUUGCGUGUAUGGCUAACAGGAGCUACAAGGCUGUGGGUCUGCUGUGAGUGUAGGGCUAACAGGAGCUACAAGGCUGUGGGUCUGAUGUGAGUGUAUGGCUAACAGGAGCUACAAGGCUGUGGGUCUGUUGUGAGUGUAGGGCUAACAGGAGCUACAAGGCUGUGGGUCUGAUGUGAAUGUAUGGCUAACAGGAGCUACAAGGCUGUGGGGCUGAUGUGGGGGUAUGGCUAACAGGAGCUACAAGGCUGUGGGGCUGAUGUAGGCAUUUGGCUAGAAUGGGAUACAAAGCCAUGGGUCUGAUCUCGGCAUGUGGCUAACAGAAGCUUUAAGGUUUGUAGGUCUGAUGUGCACAUAUGGUUAACAAAAGCUUUAAGGUUUGUGGGUCUGAUGUGUACAUAUGGCUAAGAUGGGCUAUAAGGCUUUGGGCCUGAUAUUAGCAUAUGUCUAUCAUGGGCUACCAGACUGUAUGUCAGUGAUGGACAUAUGGCUUACAGAGGCUACAGUGAAAUAGGUCUGAUUUGUAAUUUGAUGAGGGCUUAUAGCUGAAAGGGGCUACAAAGUUGUGGGUCUGAUGGGGUUUUUGGUGUGGGCUUUUGAAUAACAGGGGCUAUAAAGCUGUGAGUCUAAUUUGUGGUUUGAUGUAAACAAAUGCCUGAUAGGUGCUGCAGGACUAUGGAUCUUAUCUAUGGUAUGAUGAGGGCACAUGUCUGGAAGGGGCUGUAGGGCCAGGGGGAUAUGAUCUGAAGUAUAACGGGCAUAAGACUGACAUAGGCUGCAGUGCUCAUGAGUUUUACCUGUGGACAUAUAGGGCUAGAUUACUAGUGGUGCGCUAAUUUGAGUGAUAUUGUUUUUCCCCUGAUUUUUGUGCAAUGAAAUAGCGCAUACAUUAGGAGUUGAAAGUAAAUGUGUUCACUUGAGCGCAAUCAAAUUUAACACGUGUAAAGGGUAGAGGAAGAAAAGAGUUGCAGAAAACACAACAUAAAUACAUGUAAAAGUACAGCUACACUCAUAUUAAUGGUGUCUGAUAAAAAGCUAUACGGGCUCAAAGAUAGAUGGUAUAAGGUGUUUGACAAAAAAGGCUGCAAAGGGCUUCAACAUGCAGUAUGUGUACGUGUAAAUGUGAAACAAAGGUAAAUUGACAAAGGUGCAAGUUGGUCAGCGAAACGUACAUUGGAACUUUUAACUUUGUUACGUCAAAACGUGCCAGUGACUCACAGGGCGGAGUAUAACCUAGCUGGUCAAAGAUAGUGGUUAGUAAGCGGUUCAGUUUCUGCUCUCUAUCCGCAUCCAUCCGCUGGUCUGGUUGAUUCGGGACACUAUGUAUUGACUGUUUACCUCUGGGAUCCCUUUACACUAUUGUUUACUGAGCAUUUGUGACGUAUUUUAAUAUUUUAAAUAAAUAUUUCUUACCUGA
Molecule: messenger RNA, 6746 nt
Organism: Bombina bombina (fire-bellied toad)
Lineage: Eukaryota; Metazoa; Chordata; Amphibia; Anura; Bombinatoridae
Gene: TBX15
Product: T-box transcription factor 15
Exons: 8
Coding region: 984-2780 (598 amino acids)
Biological process (GO): positive regulation of DNA-templated transcription; regulation of transcription by RNA polymerase II; cell fate specification
Cellular component (GO): nucleus
Molecular function (GO): RNA polymerase II cis-regulatory region sequence-specific DNA binding; DNA-binding transcription factor activity, RNA polymerase II-specific
Source: RefSeq, a predicted model, not a curated record